Pocillopora verrucosa is the source of this 517-nucleotide messenger RNA. The record is from RefSeq and is a predicted model, not a curated record. NCBI's taxonomy places the organism in Eukaryota, Metazoa, Cnidaria, Anthozoa, Scleractinia, Pocilloporidae.
AUCACAUUACGUCUCUCUCUCUCUCUCUUCUUAGCAUGGAUGAGUUACGGCUCUUUCCUCGACACUGAGGUCUUCAGGUUCUCUGGGUUAAAGCCCACCUGUGUUAGCUAAGGGAUUGUCUGUUAUAUCAGCUAACUUCUAACAUCUGUUAUAUCAGCUAACAUCAUUUCAGCUAACGUUAUGUCCUGGCAAUUGCUGUGGGAAUUGCAAAGGCAAUUAGAAGCAAAUCAUUUUGAAUUGGAAAGUGACAACAGGCUGACUGCUCCUCGAAAAAGACAGAGAGUGGGUCUGGAAUCUAGUGAUUCAGAGGGCUCAAGUCCAGAGACAGAUGACUCAGUUUCCAGAUCUGAUGGGAGCUCAGACACAAACACAGACAGUUACACAGAGGAAGAGAACUUUGGUCUUAUAGAGGAGAAACCUAUUCUAGCCAAACAAAAAGUUUCCAAGAACACCACCACCAAAAAGGAGACAGCUAGAGCUUCCAACACAACAAAUAAAAUGGAGAAGAAUGAAAAAG